AUCAAGUUCUUUGAUGGACUUCCAAAUGGCAACCCAUCAUAUUGCGGAGAAAAAUGGGGAUGAUGCAUAUGCUGACCCAUCUCGUCAUGGAAGUGACGAGGAAAGUUUGUCUAAGCGAUCAGUAACAGAAUUGACCGAGGAAAAUGCAGUCACCCAUGAGACUUCCAAUACCGUAGAAAAUAUUCUGUGGACUGAAGCAGCGCAAACAGUUCUUGCCAUGGAAUAUCUACCUGUGGUUGUGCAAAACGCCAUCAAUUCUAUUUUUCGUGAUCAUGGUGCAAAUUCCGAGUUUUCUGCGCAAGAUAUCUUAGAAGAAAUUGAGAAAUUUAAAAGACGGGAAAAUGUUACAGAUACAAGUCUGAAAGUGCCUUCUUUUCCCGAGAAUAAAAGAAACGAGGCCACACCGAAAGAACCCGAAGAGUUACUAAAGCAGAAUGAUGAGAUGAGGAAGAUGCUACUAUGUAAAAGUUGUGGAACAUUGGAUGGACACAAUGUUAUUGUCAACUGUGGACACCUCAUAUGCAACGAAUGUGAAUCACACAUAAAUGUAUGUUCCUUUUGUGAGCAAGAAAUAAAAAAAGUGAUUCAGAUUCACUUUACAGAAAAUUCUUCGUUCGAGUAGAUUUGAAUUCGAAUGAAGACACUACUUGAGUUGAAAUGAGAAGUAUCAGCUCUGAAACCAGUUCUCUGAUGUCUAUGAAUCGGCAAAGCAAAUUCGGGAGGGAUUAUUGAGUUGAAAUUUGGAAGAACUAAUGCAAUAUUAAGAUUCUCUUCUUUGAGUUUUAAAUGCCUCGUUCUUUUAAAAAUUAUUUUCAAUCUCACCUAAAACUUUCGAAUAACAUUUUCGUACAUCCUAUACCGGGUUAUAAAUUAAGUUAAAUGACAGAUUAAGAGAGCUGGGUGGUCAUGCAUGGUCAUUUUUUACUAUUUAAACAUCCUGAAAAAGGCGAGCUCUGUAUGAAAAUAUAGGAAAUUGCAUCAAAUAUUAUAGCUACAAAUUGUAGUUUUCUUCUUUUCUAUAUAUUAUGACUACAAAAAUCAUAU
Messenger RNA from Saccostrea echinata, 1044 nucleotides. RefSeq names its product baculoviral IAP repeat-containing protein 7-like. The coding region runs from base 14 to 622 and encodes 202 amino acids. NCBI's taxonomy places the organism in Eukaryota, Metazoa, Mollusca, Bivalvia, Ostreida, Ostreidae. The transcript has 4 exons. The record is from RefSeq and is a predicted model, not a curated record.